GAAUAACAUCAACAAAACUCUCCCAAAUCAAAACAGUUGUUUGCAAUCAUCGAAGCUGAGUGUUUAACAUGAAACGGCAAGCAUAGCGGAAUAGAUAAAUUUUGUUUUUAAAUCACUUUUUGAUUUUGGUAAUAUCUUUAAAUAAUUAAAGUGCAUAACAACAAAUGGCAAACGACAUAAAUACUUGGCCAGAUCCUCCACAACGGCCGAAAAAGAAGACACUACCGCAAGGCAUUAAAGAAACAUUUUUCGAAUAUUGUUCCAAUACAUCAAUACAUGGCAUCAAAUUCUUUGGGGAAAAUCGUUCAUGGACCGAACGCAUUAUUUGGAUUUGUGUUUUCAUUGCAUCGCUUUAUUGGUGUAUCGAUGCUCUGAAAGAAAUCGCCGAUAAAUAUCGGGAGACCCCUGUUAUUGUUAGUUUUUCCGAAAAAUCAACAGACAUAUGGAAUAUACCAUUUCCGGCGGUGACAAUAUGCUCCGAAAUCAAGAGGACACAACGAUCGGGUCCCUCGUACAGUGACCUUUCCGAAUGGUAUGAUGAAAAUCCCCAUGACUUGGCAAAGAAUCUAUCAUCGACGGAUCUUCACGAAUUUCUAACAAUGUUACAAAUCUGUCCACUAACUGCCAUAGAGAACGAUGUCCGAAUACCCCUAGCUGAGCCACUGGAUUUUUUCCAAACACUAGAUGAAAUGCUGCCAGAUUUCGAAAUAACCUUUCCGAUAUGUGCAUGGUUUUACAGUGAAGCUGUCGAAUGUGAGCGGCUGCUGACCAAAACCUAUACCGAGGAGGGUAUUUGUUAUACGUUUAACGCUUUAAAUGCCACCGAUUUGUAUCGUGAAAAUACCGUACAAUAUGAAAGGAUGGGUUUGUCGCAACCAAUGGAUUCCAUAGAAACCCUGAAUAGAACAUUGAGCUGGACAUUGGCCGAGGGUUAUGCGGAGAAUAGUCCCCUCUUCACAUAUCCGGCAAGGAUUUUAAAAAGUGGUGCCAAAACUGGCUUACAUGUCGUUGUUAGGGCGUUUAAAAAUGACAGUGACAGCAGCUGCACCGGACCAAUGCAAGGUUUGAAAAUCCUCCUACAUGCCCCCGAUGAUGUACAAAUGGUAUCGGAAAGUUUCAUCCGUCUUUCAAUGCAGCGACAAGUUUCGAUAGCUGUGAAACCACAAAUGACAACCACCUCAAAGAACAUAGAAGCUUUUACACCCGCCCAGCGACAAUGCCAAAUGCCCGAUGAACGUUAUUUGCGAUUUUUCAAAGUCUACACGGAGAAAAACUGUGAGCUGGAAUGUCUAACGAAUUUCACUUUGGCCCAAUGUGGCUGUGUUCGCUUUGCCAUGCCACGCACCUGGGAUAUGCCCGUCUGUCGGGAGGAUCAAAUGGAAUGCUAUGCCAGUGCCGAAGGCAACCUCUCGGCCAUGUUCUUUUCGAGUGAUUUUAAAGAAUCCACCAAUAAAUGCAAUUGUCUGCCAGCCUGCACUUCGCUCGACUACGACGUUGAAAUAUCCGAGGGAAAUUUUAAAGCCGAAGCCAUUGGUGAGCAGUACAUCGAUGACCUGGAAUAUGCCGCAUUUCAUAUCUAUUUUAAGGAUAAUAAAUUCUUUACUUCUCACCGUUCGGAAUUGUAUGGCUAUUAUGACUUCAUAGCCAGUUGUGGUGGUAUAUUUGGUUUGUUUAUGGGUGUCUCACUGCUGAGCGUUUUUGAAAUACUAUAUCACGUAACGUUGCGGCUUUGGAAUAAUUAUAAAGAGAAAAAAUAUUAAAAUUGUUAAAAUUUCAUUAAAUUUUAUUGAAAAGAAA
This is a messenger RNA of Musca domestica (house fly), 1797 nucleotides long. Its product is annotated as pickpocket protein 28. NCBI's taxonomy places the organism in Eukaryota, Metazoa, Arthropoda, Insecta, Diptera, Muscidae. The transcript is spliced from 3 exons. Gene Ontology annotation, molecular function: ligand-gated sodium channel activity. Gene Ontology annotation, biological process: sodium ion transmembrane transport. Bases 165 to 1760 code for a protein of 531 amino acids. Gene Ontology annotation, cellular component: membrane. The record is from RefSeq and is a predicted model, not a curated record.